Molecule: messenger RNA, 1654 nt
Organism: Sinocyclocheilus grahami
Lineage: Eukaryota; Metazoa; Chordata; Actinopteri; Cypriniformes; Cyprinidae
Product: electrogenic sodium bicarbonate cotransporter 4-like
Exons: 12
Coding region: 1-1605 (534 amino acids)
Biological process (GO): transmembrane transport; bicarbonate transport; monoatomic anion transport
Cellular component (GO): plasma membrane
Molecular function (GO): sodium:bicarbonate symporter activity; solute:inorganic anion antiporter activity; monoatomic anion transmembrane transporter activity
Source: RefSeq, a predicted model, not a curated record
AUGGGAGUGCACAACCAUCAGCCUGUCUACAUUGGUGUGCCAGUGCCCCGCGGUUACCGUCGCAAACGCAGGAGGAGACGUUCGUCCGUGUUGAGUCGUGAUGCAGAUGCCGAACGAAGACUUAGACACGACCAUCACAGACACGAACACUACGAUUGUGAUGACAGAGACCGCUACGAUCUGGAGGCGGGAGGUCUGGAUCAACCAGAGCACAAUCUGCCUUCAGACAUCAACAGAACCAUUUCCCCAGCAGCAGAGCGACUGCGCUACAUUUUGGGGGAUGAUGAGGAAACCAUGCCCACACCCACUCUCUUCACCGAGAUGGACACGCUGCAACACGAGGGUGACGAGCUGGAGUGGAGAGAAUCAGCUAGCACAUGGUUUGCCAAAUCUUCCAACAAACUGAAGAACAAGUUCAUGAAAAAAAUCCCCAGAGAUGCAGAGGCAUCAAAUGUUCUGGUGGGAGAAGUGGACUUCUUAGAAAAACCCUUUGUUGCCUUCGUUCGGCUGUCUCAGGCCACCACUCUUGGAGGUCUGACAGAAGUCCCAGUGCCCACCAGAUUCUUGUUUGUGCUACUUGGGCCUCUUGGCAAAGCCAAAUCUUACAAUGAGAUUGGACGGGCCAUUGCCACUCUCAUGGUGGAUGAUCUCUUCAGUGAUGUAGCAUAUAAAGCCAGAGACCGAGAGGAUCUGAUUGCUGGCAUUGAUGAGUUUCUGGAUGAGGUGAUUGUGCUUCCACCUGGAGAAUGGGACCCCAAAAUUCGCAUAGAACCCCCCAAAAAAAUUCCCUCAGCAGACACUAGGAAGUCUGUGUUUUCCCUCAAUGAGCUGGGUCAGAUGAAUGGGACAGCAGGUGGCAGAGGGCCUGUUAGCGAGGAUGAGGUUAUGCCUGCUCCACACGAGCUUGGCGAAGAGUUGGCGUAUACGGGGAGGUUCUGUGGCGGCCUUAUACUUGACAUCAAGAGGAAGCUCCCAUGGUACCCGAGCGACUUUUAUGAAGGCUUCCACAUUCAGUCCAUCUCUGCAGUGCUCUUCAUCUACCUGGGCUGCAUAACCAAUGCAAUCACCUUUGGGGGCCUUCUAGGGGAUGCCACAGACAAUUACCAGGGUGUGAUGGAGAGUUUUUUGGGCACCGCUUUAGCAGGAACGGUAUUCUGCUUGUUUAGCGGUCAACCCCUUAUUAUUCUCAGCUCAACGGGCCCCAUCCUCAUCUUUGAGAAACUGCUUUAUGAAUUCAGCAAAAAUAAUGGGAUUGAUUACAUGGAGCUUCGACUGUGGAUCGGAAUGCACUCCUGCGUACAGUGCAUUUUCCUGGUCGCAACGGAUGCCAGCUACAUCAUAAAGUACAUGACGCGCUUCACCGAGGAAGGCUUCUCUAGCCUCAUCUCCUUCAUCUUCAUCUCUGAUGCCAUCAAGAAGAUGGUGGGAGCCUUCAAAUACUAUCCCAUCAACAUCGACUUCAAACCAGACUACGUUACGGCCUACAAGUGCGAGUGUUUGGCGCCAGACCCGAUCCCAGUGCCAGAUAAUUCCUCUGCUCUCUUUGGUGUAAGUGCCUCAUGUCUUCACCUCACUCACAUCUGUGUUAGCAUGAGCUCAGAUUAGAUAACAGCUUUUGAAUCCACUGUAUUUGCACUAACUAUCACUGAUUUAA